AUGUCGUCAUCAAUGCGAAACGCCAUCCAGCGGCGCUCUCACCGCGAGCGUGCGCAGCCGCUGGAACGCAAACGGCUUGGCCUGCUCGAAAAGCACAAGGACUACAGCCUGCGUGCCAAGGACUGGAACAAGAAAAAGGCCACCCUCCAGAGCCUGCGCGAGAAGGCGGCCGCGCGCAACGAGGAUGAGUUCUCGUACAAGAUGAUCAGCCGCGGCCGCGGUCCAGGCACGGCCUUGUCGCGCGGCAGCGACCAGAAGCGCGACCGCCACUGGACCGGCACCGUCGACGGCGACCGGGGCAACCGCGCGCUGCCGGUGGACGCCGUGCGGCUGCUCAAGACGCAGGACACGGGCUAUCUGCGGACGGUGCGGAGCGUGCUGGUCAAGGAGGUGGCGCAGCUGGAGCAGCGGGUGGCGCUCGCCAAGGCGUUUCUGGGCGUGACCGACCUGGACGAGGACGAGGACGAGGACGAGGGCGAGGGCGAGGACGAGGACGACUUUGACUUUAGCGACCUGGACAGCGCGCCCAAGAGCACGGCAGCAAAACCCAAGGCCCAGGCGCAGAGGCCGCUCGCCAAACCCACACGCAUCGUCUUUGCCGAGAACGCGGCCGAGCGCGACACCAACGUCCAACACGUGAUGGCACGGGACACCCAGGCCGCUGUGGACGACGACAGCGAGGAGCGCCAAGAAAAGGUGGACAACGCACGGCGGCUGCAGAGACGGCUCGUCAAGGCCCGGGCGCGGCUGCAGGUGCUGGACCAGGCAGAGCACGAGCUGGACCUGCAACGCGCGCGCAUGGCCAAAACGGCAACGAUGGACAUGGUCACGAAGAGCGGCAAGAAGAUCAAGGUCCGGGAACGGAAGCGGUGA
Messenger RNA from Sporothrix schenckii 1099-18, 873 nucleotides. Its product is annotated as U3 small nucleolar RNA-associated protein 11. Gene Ontology annotation, cellular component: nucleolus; small-subunit processome. The transcript has a single exon. The coding region runs from base 1 to 873 and encodes 290 amino acids. Lineage: Eukaryota; Fungi; Ascomycota; Sordariomycetes; Ophiostomatales; Ophiostomataceae. Gene Ontology annotation, biological process: rRNA processing. The record is from RefSeq and is a predicted model, not a curated record.